Tachyglossus aculeatus (Australian echidna) is the source of this 1315-nucleotide messenger RNA. RefSeq names its product paired like homeodomain 3 (gene PITX3). Gene Ontology annotation, molecular function: DNA-binding transcription factor activity, RNA polymerase II-specific; RNA polymerase II cis-regulatory region sequence-specific DNA binding. The record is from RefSeq and is a predicted model, not a curated record. The transcript has 4 exons. The coding region runs from base 41 to 961 and encodes 306 amino acids. Gene Ontology annotation, cellular component: nucleus. Lineage: Eukaryota; Metazoa; Chordata; Mammalia; Monotremata; Tachyglossidae. Gene Ontology annotation, biological process: regulation of transcription by RNA polymerase II; anatomical structure morphogenesis.
AGAGCAUCCUACUUGGGAAACUACCGCACAACAGAGGUGAAUGAUACAUUAUCUGCCACGAGGAGCUCACAGUACACAGUACACAAGCCGCCGGCGCCCGAUGGAUUUCAACCUGCUGAGCGAGACAGAGGCCCGCAGCCCGGCCCUGUCGCUCUCCGACGCCGGCACCCCGCGCCCUGAACCCGGCUGCAAAGGCCCGGAGCACAGCGACACGGAGAAGUCGCAGGAGAAGCAGGAGGGAGAGGCGGCCCCCGAGGAUGGGGCCCUGAAGAAGAAGCAGCGGCGGCAGCGGACUCACUUUACCAGCCAGCAGCUGCAGGAGCUGGAGGCCACCUUCCAGCGCAACCGCUACCCGGACAUGAGCACCCGCGAGGAGAUCGCCGUCUGGACCAACCUCACCGAGGCCCGCGUCCGAGUGUGGUUCAAGAACCGGCGGGCCAAGUGGCGGAAGCGGGAGCGGAGCCAGCAGGCCGAACUGUGCAAGGGUGGCUUCGGGGCGCAGUUCAGCGGGCUGGUGGCCCCCUACGAGGAGAUGUACCCCGGCUACUCCUACGGCAACUGGGCGCCCAAGGGGUUGGCGGCCGGGCCCCUGGCGCCCAAGAGCUUCCCCUUCUUCAACUCGGUCAACGUCAGCCCGCUGGGCUCGCAGCCCAUGUUCUCGCCCCCCAGCUCCAUCGCCUCCAUGCCCAUGCCCGCCUCCAUGGUGCCCGCGGCGCCGGGCCCGGCUUCUCUGCAGGCCCUGGGCGGCGGAGGCGGAGGCGGUGGCGGUCCCGGGCCGGGGCCUUGCCCCUACGUCUCGGCCGCCGCCGCCCCCUACGUCUACCGGGACCCCUGUAACUCCAGCCUGGCCAGCCUCAGGCUCAAAGCCAAGCAGCACGCCUCCUUCAGCUACCCGGCCGUGCCCAACGCCGCCAACGCCAACCUCAGCCCCUGCCAGUACGCCGUGGAGCGGCCCGUAUGAGGGGCCUUGGCAGGACUGGCCCGCGCCCGGCCCGGGGGCGUCGAGGCAGGACCGGGGACCCGUUGGCAGGGCAGGGCAGGGCCGCACGGGAGCCCGCGGCUGGCACGGUUGGCUUCCUUGGCACCCCGCAGCGCGGGCUCCGGACCGGGCGAGUAGAGGACCGGGCUAGAGAGCCCUUCAGGAGCAGAAGCCGGGCCUUGGGGGAGCAGGGCCCAACAGGAGCCCCUUUGGGCCACGGUUCCGCCGCCGAGGCCCUCCCACUUUCUCCACACCAAGCCUUUUCCACCAGCCCCCCUUCCCCCAUCCCCAUUUUCCAAGAAAAACCCCAAUAAAUAUCCACGGAUCGUUAGGGCA